GCAGGUGCGCGAGACCGAAGCCGGCAAACAUGGUCGCAGCCAAUUUCCCCAGCCCCGCUUUGACCGCGCGAGCAGGGGUGUUACUCUUGUGCUUGAGCAGCUUGGCCGCUAGUCAGAUCGAGGAUCAAGCGGAACAGUUCUUUAGAAGUGGCCAUACAAACAACUGGGCUGUUUUGGUGUGUACAUCCCGAUUCUGGUUUAAUUAUCGACAUGUUGCAAAUACUCUUUCUGUUUAUAGAAGUGUCAAGAGGCUAGGUAUUCCUGACAGUCACAUUGUGCUGAUGCUUGCAGACGACAUGGCAUGCAACCCUAGAAAUCCUAAACCAGCUACAGUGUUCAGUCAUAAGAAUAUGGAACUAAAUGUAUACGGAGAUGAUGUAGAAGUGGAUUACAGAAGCUAUGAGGUAACUGUGGAGAAUUUUUUACGAGUAUUAACUGGGAGGAUCCCACCUAGUACUCCUCGUUCUAAACGUCUUCUUUCUGAUGACAGGAGCAAUAUUCUUAUUUAUAUGACAGGACAUGGUGGAAAUGGUUUCUUGAAAUUUCAAGAUUCUGAAGAAAUUACCAACAUAGAACUUGCAGAUGCUUUUGAGCAAAUGUGGCAGAAAAGACGCUACAAUGAACUACUAUUUAUUAUUGACACUUGCCAAGGAGCAUCCAUGUAUGAACGAUUUUAUUCUCCUAAUAUAAUGGCUUUAGCUAGUAGCCAAGUGGGAGAAGAUUCACUCUCGCAUCAACCGGAUCCUGCAAUUGGAGUCCACCUUAUGGAUAGAUACACGUAUUAUGUCUUGGAAUUUUUGGAAGAAAUAAAUCCAGCUAGCCAAACUAAUAUGAAUGACCUCUUUCAGGUGUGUCCCAAAAGUCUGUGUGUGUCUACUCCUGGACACCGUACUGAUCUUUUUCAGAGGGAUCCUAAAAAUGUCCUAAUAACUGAUUUCUUUGGAAGUGUACGGAAAGUGGAAAUUACAACAGAUACUAUUAGUCUGCAACCAGUUUCAGGAACCAUGGAAAGCAGAUAUAAAGAAGACCAGAUGGAUGAGGAACUAAUAGAACCUCUGAAAUAUGCUGAACAACUUCCUGUAGCUCAGAUAAUACACCAGAAGCCAAAACUGAAAGACUGGCAUCCUCCUGGGGGUUUUAUCCUGGGACUCUGGGCACUCAUUAUCAUGGUUUUCUUCAAAACUUAUGGAAUCAAGCAUAUGAAGUUCAUUUUCUAGACAUAAUGCUAUAUGACGAAGACCAUGUGGAAGAUAAAAUCUUGGAUACAAAUUUCUUGUCAUUAUAUAUUUUUUAAAAAUACAUUGCUAUUGUAUAAAUUGGCAAAAUUUACAAGGAAGCUGUACAUUUGAAUGAACUAUUGACUUUCUAACUUAAAGAAAAAUAAUUCUUGAGCUCUCCUGCCUACCUGUGGCUAUGCAGGUACCUGUCUUUUUUUUCUCCUUUUCCUAGUAAACCUGUCCCUUUAAAAAUGUUUAAAAAAAAAAAAAGACAAAAUCAGAAUGAAUGAUUGUUUGACUCUUCUUUGAAAAUAACAAUUUCUCCCUACCCUCUUUUCAUUUGGAAAAGGAAAAAAAUGUGAAGACAGUAAAUCUCGUUAGGAGAGGUAACUUCUGUUAGCAGUUUUGUGUAUGUUCUCCCAAUCAUUUUUUCCUAUGUGCAUAUAUUUUUUUUCAAAAUAGAAGUCAUAUGGAAUAUACCAUUUUGAAACAUUACUUUUCAUUUGACUGUAUGUUAAUCAACCCUUUCCUUCUGGAAUAUUCUUCAAGUAUACACUGGAUAUGGCUGCAUAGUAUCUAUUUUUUGAAUGUACAUAACUUAACAUUCUUAUAUUGUUGGACAACUUGUUUCAAAAUGUUCCUUUUGUUCAUGUUUUAGUGUUAGUGUUUUACCGUCAAUCAUUCAAAGAAUUCUGCACCUUAAUUAUAAGUAAAUAUAAAAAAAUUACCUUUUUUAUAGUCAUAAAGUCUCCAGAACAUACUUUGCCAUCAACUUAUCUGAAAAAUUGAAGACCUUUGGGAAUUUCACAUACUGACUGUUCAAGAGAGAUAACCAUUUCUAAACAUUCUGUGACUACCCAGAUCUGCUCCCAUUGAAAAAGAUAUUAUUUCAUUCUUUUGUCCACUGCAUGGAUCUACUCUUUUCUGGAGACAGUCCUGUAAAGCAGUUGGACUACUCGGACAGUUCACACGUAGGGCCGCCCUCUUGUCUGCCAAGUGUAUCACGUAAGGCAGCAUAUCCCUUUUCUUUCCUCUGACAAGAUGCAGGAGCUCAGACCUCAUCAUUGAUUGGUUAGCUCAACAGCUGUCAUCUCAUCGUCCUCAAAACUGGAAGAACUGAGAUUAUACCUUCCCACUGACCCCACAUAUAUUGUCUUUUAAAAAACUUUGCCUGCAAGGAGGAAAAACCCUGAAAUUUGAGUGUUCAUGUUUUACAGGAUACCCUUUGUAGGUUACUUGUUUUAUGUGUUAAUAUGAUUUAUGUGUUAAUCUCUGUCUAUUACAGAGAUCUAUUUUUUAAUUGUAGGUAACAUUAAGAAGACAAUUUUCCCCCUAAUAAAACCUCUUAAAUUCUUUAGGAUUUGUUUUCCUCUUAGCACUUAAAAUAUUACCCUUUAUUUACAUGCAAAAUGGUCAUACUUUUCACAAGGAAAGGAUUAACGGUCAUUUCCCAAGCUAGAAUGGUUGCCAGCUCCUAUUCUUGAUUUUAAUUUAAUUUUUUAUUGGUGCCCUACAUAAAUGAAGAUGGAAGUUUAAGAUCUGUUUGUACAUAGAAGGAAAACAAUCUUAAAUUUGAAUUGCUGGAAUCAUAGUAGUCCUAAGAGACGAAAAGUUUCACCAUGUAUCCUCCAAAUAUUUAGCCAAGGUCAUCAACACCAUGCAGGGAUGGAGCUCCUUAGUAUGGCGAAGGAAAUAUGAUUGUUCUUGAGCCAAAGUCAUUCAGUUUGAGUGCAAUGAAACAUACCCUGAUGGUUAAAACUGCUGGAAAAUAAAAGGAUUUCUCUUCAGAAGCAGCAGAAGGUGCCGUUCUUAGUUAAAACCAAACUGGGAAAAGCAAUACUGGAUAUAAUACAUGGGUUUAAUCCUACCAGGUUGAGUUUCAAAAGGCAGUUAUUUCUUUGUUACUGAAUUUUCAGAAUGUCCUUAAUGCAGAAAGCUUAAUAUAUGUUCACUGUUUAGUUUGUAGCCAUCCUUUUUUGUAUUAAGUAUAUUCUGUCUUCAAUAAAGAAAUCCUCUGCAUGUGGUAAGUAAGUAACGUAAGUGCAAUUAAAUGACCUGGACUUUAAGUGAUAAUGUAAAAGCACAGUCUUUAGCCAUACUCUACUUGUGUCACAAAAGCGCUGAACAACUGAAGUUUUCUAUUUGGCUUUCCCAUGAUGUUGUGAGAUAAUGUCAACACUAAUUCGAAAAUUGUAAAUCUAUGGUGAUGUUAUUUGUCUUAUUUCUGUUUAGAAAGAAAGAAGUAAAUGGUGCCAGUGUUCCUCU
Condylura cristata (star-nosed mole) is the source of this 3482-nucleotide messenger RNA. RefSeq names its product phosphatidylinositol glycan anchor biosynthesis, class K (gene PIGK). Gene Ontology annotation, cellular component: GPI-anchor transamidase complex. The record is from RefSeq and is a predicted model, not a curated record. NCBI's taxonomy places the organism in Eukaryota, Metazoa, Chordata, Mammalia, Eulipotyphla, Talpidae. Gene Ontology annotation, biological process: proteolysis; protein localization to cell surface; attachment of GPI anchor to protein. Bases 30 to 1217 code for a protein of 395 amino acids. Gene Ontology annotation, molecular function: GPI-anchor transamidase activity. The transcript has 11 exons.